UCUCCGGCGGCAGCGUCGUCCUUUCCGCCUUCCCUGGCUGCGCCUCGGUCCCUGCUGCAGCGCAGAGGACGCUGAGGAGAACAAGAAAUUUCGGAAGCGGCGCGGAGGAGGAGCCCUCAGGAGACUGCGAGCCCCUCUCACGCGUUUCCCCCCUCCCGCCGUACCAUGGUCCAGGCUCUUCCCCGUCUCUGAGGAGAAAUUAGGAGGCAGAAGGGGGAAUUCAGCAGUUCGGUGGUUGCUAAGGCUGAGCAGCAAGAGGUGAACAUGGCCCAGGCAUCCAGUGAUCAAAGUAAUGUGGAAACUGCUGACCCAGAGGAGAGCUCUCCAAAUAUGAUUGUCUACAGAAAGAUUGAAGACAUCAUUACAAGAAUGCAAGACGACAAAACAGGUGGAGUUCCCAUCCGAACUGUGAAGAGCUUUCUGUCUAAAAUCCCCAGUGUCGUCACAGGUGCUGACAUUGUACAAUGGCUGAUGAAGAACCUCAGCAUUGAGGAUCCAGUGGAAGCAAUACACUUGGGAAGUCUUAUCGCUGCACAGGGCUAUAUCUUUCCGAUCUCAGACCAUGUCCUUACCCUGAAAGAUGAUGGGACAUUCUAUCGUUUUCAGGCACCAUACUUCUGGCCUUCGAACUGCUGGGAACCAGAAAACACAGAUUAUGCCAUCUAUCUUUGCAAACGGACCAUGCAGAACAAAGCUAGGCUGGAGCUGGCGGAUUAUGAAGCCGAAAACUUAGCAAGACUUCAGAGGGCAUUUGCAAGGAAGUGGGAAUUUAUCUUCAUGCAAGCUGAGGCCCAAGUGAAAAUCGACAGGAAAAAGGAUAAAACAGAAAGAAAAAUUUUGGACAGCCAGGAAAGAGCAUUCUGGGAUGUGCACAGGCCUGUGCCAGGCUGUGUGAACACCACAGAAAUGGACAUUAGAAAGUGUCGUCGUAUGAAAAACCCACAGAAGGUCAAAAAGUCAGUAUAUGGGGUUCCUGAGGAGUCUCAGCCCCAAAGUCCUGUACACGUGCCCUCCCACCCUGUACGCAAAACUACUAAAGAGGAUUUCCGAAAACAAAUAAAUUUUCUGAACGUGCAGAUAGACAGACAUUGUUUAAAGAUGUCCAAGGUAGCAGAAAGUUUAAUAGCCUACUCAGAGCAAUACAUGGAAUAUGACCCCUUUAUAACUUCUGCUGAGCCUUCCAAUCCCUGGAUAAGUGACGAUGUGGCUUUGUGGGACAUAGAAAUGAGCAAAGAACCUAGCCAGCAGCGUGUGAAAAGAUGGGGUUUCUCUAUGGAUGAAGUGCUGAAGGACCCAGUAGGACGAGACCAGUUCCUUCGUUUCCUGGAAUCAGAAUUCAGCUCAGAAAACCUCAGGUUUUGGCUGGCUGUCCAAGAUCUCAAAAAACAACCUUUACAGGAUGUAACCACAAGAGUGGAGGAAAUCUGGCAAGAGUUUCUAGCCCCUGGGGCCCAAAGUGCUAUCAACCUGGAUUCCCACAGCUAUGAGAAAACAAGCCAAAAUGUCAAAGACCCAGGGAGAUACACAUAUGAAGAUGCACAGGAGCACAUUUACAAGCUGAUGAAGAGUGACAGCUAUGCGCGCUUCCUCCGUUCUAAUGCUUACCAGGACUUAUUGCUGGCGAAGAAGAAGUGUUGCUGGCGCAGAAUGGCAGCUGCGUUACGCCCCAGAGGUCGCUACAUUCCAGCAGUGGGUGAGUGACCCCUAUAUAUACAGUUUGUAAAGUGCUUUGGGAUCCUUCUGGAUGAAAGGUGCUAUAUGAAGUUCAGGAUAUACUUACUAUUCAUUUACUGUCUUUUAUUCCAGCCACAGCCAAACUCUGAAAGAUAAAGCUUUGUACCUUGCCACUACAGAGAGUUGUAGCUGCCAAAUUCAGAUGCAGAAUCCCCUGCUCUAGCAAGGUGUUCAGCAGGGUUGUUUAGUCCCUGCUGUGAUUUCAGCCAAGGUGAUUCUAAUAUUCUGGAGAGGUACAAUAUUUUAGUGGUGUUUCUCCUUUCCUCUGCCUGCGCAAGGUAUUUACACAUCUGGUUCUCAGUACCGCUGAAGGAAGUUAAACAAAUUGAGUCCAUUGCACACAAAGAGAACAACAGACUCCCACCCUGCCUGAGAGCUAAACUGGCAACAUACAGUACGGGCAUUUUUCAAAGUGGCAUGACAAAAGCCAUUACUACGCCAUUGCACGCUGGCUGCAGUGAUUUAACAGCUGAUUACUUGGAACAGGGAGGGAUGUAAGGAAUUUCUGCUUUAUGGGAAAAUUUACCAUUUUCCAGGUUUUCUUCCAUGAAUGAAAAUUCCAAAAACUGUUUUAGAAACAUUGACACAUCGCAUUUCUGAGCUCAAGUGUACUGCUGGGACUUGGCAGUUGCUAAGUGAAAUUUUUAUAAUUCUUCUCAGCUUCACAGCUGCUCAUGACUAAAUAGCAGCAGAGAGUCUGCCUCUUCCAAGACCUGGGCUGCUGACCCUAAAGUCUGGAUGCCUAGGUGUCCCUGGCGUUGUGGCCGUUCAGCGCUGAGAAUAAGGAGAGAGUAUAAAAGGACACACUGAAAGCUGGGGCCUUGAGCUUCGCAUAGAGACUCAGAGAAAUAGGGCUUGCAUUUUCCUUCCCUGGGGACACAGCCUCCCCACUGAGGAACCAGAACCAAAGCUGGGAAUAGAGCCAGAGCUCUCUGCGCCUCCCUGGUUGUGGUUUUUUUGUCAGAGAGGGACAGACUCUUGAUCCUUAGCCCAAGGCAGUCCAUUUGGCAGUGCUGAGGUCCAGGCACACAGGCACACUGCAGCGUGCACCUGCGUGCAAGACACCCACCAUACUUAAGUGACUUGUGAAUAUAUUGUAGGAGUUACCUGACAGAUUUGAGUUGAACAGACAGAUUAGUGUCCCUGCAGAGGCCCUGAGCUUCUGGCUAUUCUGGAAUAGCAGUUUCUGCGAGACAUUUCACAUACCGGCUUCAGUGUCUUUCUCAGAAGAGCUCUCUUCUGAAACCUGCCUUCCCCUGCAGGACACAUGCAUUAACAGACAGUGUCUUUCCAAGCUGGCAUGACUAAGUGGGUUGCAGGAGGGAGGAGUUAACAUUUAGAAGGGCCCCAAUAAAAUAACUAGGGAUGGUACAGAUUGCAAACCAUAGUUUCAAACAUCACUAAGCUACUCUUUCUGGGGAAGCGCUCUGAUGAGACAGAUUCUGGACUCUCAUCUGCCCUAACCCAGCACUGCAGUAAGGACUAACCUCUACUACUGUAUGGUUUCUCAGAACUGUCCUUCAGUGUGACAAGUUUAAGCAGUUCCUAGGUUGCUUUAACUAGUGUCGAAAUUGGCUCAAACACAUUCUCAGUUUCAAGGGGCCCAAACUACUCCACACCAGAAGAGGACCUUCCUCUCGUUACUGGUGGAAUGGUAGCAGAGGAAGGUGCUCUAGGAGUAGGUGACCGCUGGGCUCUGUGAAGUUCCUUGUUUCAUAUGCAGCCCUAUUGCACUAGUAUUUCUCAUAGUAAAACACAAUGCCUUGCUUAGGAAACAUAGGAAAUUCUCAGAAAAUAAAGUGGGUACAGACAGUGUUCAUUUUAAUUGGGCUCCAGCUCUGAUCUGUUCCCAUAGUGCUAUAACCUGAAAGAGAAGAAAGGAAGGAAUAGCAAAUGUAGAAACCUAAUCCAUGGUUUAAACAGCCUGCUUAACUGUGAUCAGCAGUAACGGACAGUAGGUGAGUUUAACUUGCUAGUCAAGCCUUACAAGAGGAGUGGGGCCCACUGUGCAGUAUUUUGGAGGUAACUCUUGAGACUGUGCUGGUUAGAGCAGGUGAGCUGCAAGUGAGUAGCCGCCUGCGUACUUACAACAACAGCCGUAUUGUACCUCUGGUUUUCAGUCUGUGUCAGCACAGAGUUGAUGGUAUUCUCCACUGCAUUUUGUGUGCUAAUUUAAGUGAAAUUUGUUAUUAGUUUCUGUCUCUGUGUUUAGUUUGUGUUGAACUAAGUUAUUUUUCUUUAUGUCUUUAUCUCUGUUUCAUAUUUAACUUGAUUAAUUUAUGUUACUUAUCCUUUGUUUGCAAUGUAUCUUUCAAGAAAAAAAAAUCUAAUAAAAAGAAUAUUUUAAAAUGACACAGAAAUAAAAUUCCCUAGGAUCUGCAGUGUAGUGUAACAUUGAAAAAAAGAAUGAUGGAAGGGCUAGGAGCCUGGAAAUCUCUUUCUUCAGGAGGAAAGCUUGGUGGCAGGACGUGGCUUGCCCACUGCUGAACUUCUUGUAGUGCAUUAGCUAAGAGGUACAAAGUGCGAGCCAUGCCUGUCACCAUGUGAAAAACCUCAAAUUCAUGCUCAUGGAAGCAAAAUUUUUGUCUGCAGCAGAGACACAGACCAGCCAUCCUCUGCUGGAGGAGGAAUAAAGGGAAGGGGCUUCAGAGGAGAUGGCUUCUCCUCUGGGAAGGUGCUGCUCUGACCAGACCAGACCGGGCAGUGGGCUGGGAAGAGGGCAGGACAUUGGCAGUAAGGAGGGGUGAAAAACAAGAAGUAGAGUCAGGUAUAGCAGGCAAAAUACAAAGCUGGUGGGUGGAGAGCAUGGAGGGAAACAGUCAGCAUGAGAGUGCUUUGGUCUGUGUUGAUAUGGGGAAAAGGGAGCCUGUGCUGAAAUACCAGAAGCUUCCCACAUGCUUCCUCCCCCGUUUCUGCAGCCACAAAACUCCCUAUGGGAGAGCUACUACCUGGGCAUUCAGGUAAGUCGCUGCCAAAGUGCAUGGUGAGUGCUGACUAGCGCAUGCUGAUGGUGGUUAACGUCUGCAUGUUAGAUAAAUGUUAGAUAAAUGCUGGGCAAAGCACAUUAACAGUGUGUGAAACCACAGGUAUGGAACAAAACAGAAUUUUCUAUUUGAAAGUUUAAAAGAAAAUAGUUCACAGCCUUUGCCUUCCCUCCCACCUGUGCAAAGUGCUGGCUUUGUUAGCUGAACAGCUAGCAAAGAGCAAGAUGGAAACUCCCAUGGUUCAUUCAGGACAUCUGGCAGGAGUGCUGCCUCCUUUUUGUGUGGGACAUUACUUUUUUCUCUUGUUUGACUUCUUGCCUAUGUUUAAUUGCUGCAUUCCGCUUCAUUAAAAUAAUUGUUAAUUGCAUUUUACAUUUUAAUUUAGUAGCCACUCAGCAAAGGCUCAGGUAUCAUAGAUGAUAAGCACCUCCUGUGACCCACAGGUUAAUCUUCACUUCAGCAGGUCUCAGUGAGGACCCUGACAGUCAGAAAAUGGCAGGAUCUGGUCCACUGCCCUACAGAUAGCCAAGCAAUAGGAUGGGCUGCGUACGUGGAAGUCUAAUUCUGAUGGGGAAUUGCAGAAGAUUUAUUAAGAAUUCCCCGAAAUUUUCUUGGGUUAUUCCAAGUUCAGACUUUCCACUGCCUCUUAAACCGGGACUACUGUCAUGCCAGUGUUCAGGGGUAGCAGAUUCAUUCAGCUGCACAGACAGAACUGGAAGUUCCUUUUACCUAGAUACAAUGAAUCUACAUGUGAUCUUGCCUGAAAGCUAUAUUACAGUUCAGCUGUUUGCAGGGAACAACGGAAAAGAAAAUAUUCCUCAAUUCAACAGGACACACAACAUAUGCCCUACAACAUAUGCCCUACUGCUUGCGCUAUGCUGUUUGAAUGACAACAGUCUGGAUUUUUAGUUGUUGUAACCCUAAUUACGAGUGACAAAUAUUUUACAGCUGGAAGAUUAGAUAUAAAAAGUUUACUCCUCAUGUCCACUCUAACCUUGCCUUAAGUUAUUCAAUUUAUGUGUGUGACAGAGGAUAAGAAGCUCUGUAGCGUACUGAACUUAAAAUCAUAUGCUUUCCAAAUCCCCUGCCAGCACAGCUUAGGUGAAAUGUCUCUUGCAAAUAAGGCAUGAAUUGCUGACAUUUUCUUUCAGUGAGAAAAGGAAAGGUAGAAAUGUGGGGGAAGGAGCUGAGUUCAUGCUAAACAAAGACAUCUGGAAGGAAAAAAUCAUGUAUUUUGGUUGAAACUUUAUUAAGAAAUUACGAGCUUUUUGUGCCAAGUUUUCACGUCGUAAUAAUCCGAAACAUUCCUCACUCCGUCAAAGACGUCACCGAGGGAACGCCGACUGAGCCUGGGGUCAGGCCCAAAAUGACUGCUUGGGCCUAAACUUUUUUGGCAUGUAUUGCACCUGGCUAUGAACUGCUGCAGCUUCUUCCAGCUCCCCACAGAAGUCUUUCACCCAACUGACUCCUGCGUCUGUGCUCAGGGCCGGGUGGUGGUGUCAGAGCCAGUCCCUGGUGCAAGCGGUGGACACGGAUGCCGCCUCGUUAGCGCUGUGCAUGUAACACUGCAGCGCAAACAUGCUGCGCAUGCAGCACCGCGACCUGCGUGGGCAGCCCGGGCUGCAAAUACACCUCUGCCAGGCCAGGCUGGCAGCACCUCGGAGCGAUGUUUUGAAGCUGAUCCUUGAAGGUGGGCGCCAUCCUUUGCAAAAAGAGGAGCAGGUCAUACCUCCAGGGACGCAGCCUACCCUCACCCAUUCUGCGCAGCUCCUGCCGCCUUUGAGGGAUGUACGUUCCUCUUACAGCCACACAAAACCGGUUACACUAAGGCACUCUGAGGUUGUGCUACACCAUUUGGCCAUCAACCCUCUCCUGCAAGCAGAGGAGGGUGUGUUUGACAGGAAAGUUUGGGCAUAAUGAAGGGAUAGCUUGCUGGCUGGGGAACGACCAGGUGCACCGUACAAAGGAGCCGUUGCAUGAUCUGUGCUUUAUUUUUUAUCUUCCAGCUAACUGAAUGCAAGAUGAGGCACUAAGGAAUGUUUUGUAUGUUUCCAUUUUUUUGUCUCCUGGUGGACUUCGAGCCCAUGAAGCAGUGAAGGGCUAAAAAAGGAAAUGUAAAUACCGUGGACAAGCCCUUCAACUGGUGUAAAUCAGCGGCAAUUCUCUGAAAACAACUGCCUUCUUACGACGGUUUACCUCAGCAAGUGGAUCCCAUCCAGUAUUUUCCCCUGCGUCAUGAUAUUUUGCUCCCCAUUGUUCAUUUUAAUAACAGGAAACUGAUACCAGUUUUCCUAAUGAAGUCCAGUUUUCCUUAUUCCUUAUUUUUUCUAAUGAUUAGGUCUAAGACGAGAGAAGCUCAAACCAAACACCUGUAUCUUAACAACCUCCUGACUGCAGAUGUUCAUAUAAUUCAAACCAAAACUCUCUACAUCGGGUUGAAACAAAAUCCCAUACUUAAAUAUUCCUUUAGUUGGAGGACAGUUUGGUAUCCAAGCUGAUCAUUACACUUACAGUCCCAAUGCUCUUAUUUGUAGCCAAAAAAUUCACAGUAUUAAUCUAUGUGCAUAAUUCCAGGGACCCUUUCACCAUCUGUCUUAUCAAAGAGGUAGAUACAACCGGCGAUUAAACAACAUCUCUGGCUGUUUCUUCCUGUCUUGAAGCAGAACUUGCAUCCAUCUGCUUGCAUGUCCCUGAGCGCGAUGCUGUUCAGCACCUCACAUUUUAUUGAUGCACUUCUCUUCCCAGCAACCUUGGUUACAUUUUAGGUGACUCAUCCAAGCUUGCACGCAGGAAGUUUGCUGCAGAGCCAGAAACUGGAUAGCGGUUCCCAGGCUAACACCUUUACCCUGAGAUCAGGAGAGCUGCAGAUGGAGCCCACUGCCUUUGACCGUGAAGGGUAACAGUUGCCGCUGGAACCAGUGACGGGGAAGAUGCAAGAUGUCUGGAGCGCUUCCCCGUGGCAUGGCUCCCAUGCAGCCCACCAACUCCCCCUGGUAUCUGCCCUGCCUGUGGGUGCUUUGCUGCUCUGCUCUAGCGGCAGCCCGGAGCCCCGUUUUCAGAUCCACCUUCCCCAGUGGCACCCUUCCUGCCUGGGAUCUGCUGUCAGCUGCCUCUUGCCCUCUGCCCAGCAUGGCACUGACUCUCGCACUUCCUCUUCCCGGUUUGAGCAUGUGCAUGCUAAAUCAGAAUUUGAUGUGGAACAGCAUUUACUCAUCCCUCCGAGCUGGACUGUGACACGAGAAGCUGGCAUUCCCCCAAGGCGUCUGCCUGUAAGAAGAUAACACGAGAAAAUGCCUGUCUCAGAUUAUUUAAAGUCUGACUGAAUAGUUAUUAUACAAACCCAAGGCUUAUUUGAGGUUUUGCUAAGGAACUAUCCAAAUAUAGAUUGGAACUAACAUUUUUUUCUAAAACUAACCGUGCUAUUCUUCCAACAAUUAACACCCACAUGCACACAGUCUGUGCACAAUAGUUUGCUUUGUUUUUUCUUUAAAUUGAAUUUGAGAACUAAUAAUUCCGUAGCAGUCUUUCUCUGGUAUUCCUCAGUGGCCGAGCGGUGACAGCUGCAGAGGCGGUGCUGGAAGCCCUGCCACGCUGCCCUUCUGAGCACCUUUUUUGCCUUUGGGGGUAGCACUGGGCCAAGCUUCCCGGAUGUGCAUUUCAGAAGUAAUAGUAAUAGUAAUCACGCAUUUGAUUUACAAUGGAAGAAGAAAAGUUUGCUUUAAACAGCAGUGGUGCUGAAGUAUCUGCUGUGAGCUGAAAUCUGGGUGAGAUGGUCCGUCAUGUGAUGUGGCACUCGCUGGGAAUUCUCUUCUAAAUCGAUGAAGACUGAAAGAACUACAGCGCUUUGACAAUGGCUCUCUCUUCCUAGGCAGUACAUUUUAAAUGACAAGUGUUUUUAACAGCAGUCUGCCAAUAUACCGAAAGUGGUAAAAUUAGGCUGAAUUUGAGUGUGCAGACAAGCAAAUUAUCUGGUAAAAUCCAUGCAUCUGAGUAAAGAAAUUAGGCUUCUGUGUAGAACUGUUAUAACCCCUUGGUGUAUCCCUCAAUUGGAAGAGAUGAGAAAUCGAAGGAGCUUCAUUUUUUUCUUAGCAUGUUAGCUUGUUAAACAAGGUUUAUUUCAGAUGAGCUGCUAAGUUUUACAUUUCAAAUUUUCUUACAUUUUGCGUGUACUCAGUUUCACUGUAUAGUCUGUUUCUCUUUGUGUGAAUCAUCCUUUCAAACAGCAAUGAGUAAGACUUUCUAUUAGAAAGGAAUUUUUGGCUGACGGAGGUUGUUUAAGAUCUACUAGGUAUUCCAGUCCUCUCUGAUAUUCCCUGGAUGUUUAUUUCAGCCAAGACCUUUUUUUAAGGAAAAACAUAAUUCUUCAAGAAGAAAGCUGCCCAAAGAAACUCAGCAACAGAUGCAAUGCAUGAAACAACUUUACAUUGUUAUUACUGUAACUGCAAAGGUAUCACACCUCUCCUACUGUGUGCAAAUGGUGAAGAUCUGCUGUAGAGCCUUUCUUGCUCUUGAGUGAAAGCAGCGGCUGGAUGGAGUAGGCCAAUGAAGGGAUUCAAAUAUGCAGGUGACCUUCCCUGCACCUGGCCCUUGGUCCCUCACUCCCUGGAGUCAGUGGGAAAGUUCCUGUGGAUGCCAGCAGUGCGAGCAAGCCUUCUGUGGCCACGUGCCUCUGUCGGGUUUAGGAGGAGAGCAAAGGGAAGGCAGGGAGCCAGACCCAAGUGGGCAGCAAGGAGCAAGGAGGCAGAUGACAGGGGAGUGCGAUGUGGUGUGGCAGCAGUCCAGGGGCAGACUAGGCUAUCUCUAAAAUCAUUUUCUGGUUCUGAUGGAUAUGCACGGAUGAUACUGAUUUAAAACUCAGGCACUGUGGGAAAGAUGUCAGAAGUUUCAUUAUAGCCUCAGUUUUGUAGCCCUUACUUACCUGGAGUAGCACUUUGCACAAGAGUAGUGGCCCUGCCACCAGCAGGACUGCUUUGGUCAGUGUAAGCAGUGAGCAUAGGACCGGAUGGUGUUUGGAGUGAUUCCCACGUGACAGCAUCUUCACAAGACCAUGUCCAGGGGCGCGUCUGACCAUUUUGAGAAGUAGCUCCCUGGACAUCAUAGGUGGAGCCUCCUUUGCAAAAUCACGCACCUGGGGCAAAAAUGCAGGCGUCUGCAAGGCCAAGAGCAGGCUGACAUCGUGUUUCCCGCCCCUGUCAGCAGGGCCGGGGCGGGCAGCCACGGGAUCCCUCCGCUGCCGCGGGGAGCGGUGCGCGGGCCUGGCAGCCAGACGGGUCUGCGGGCUCUGGGGCUGCUCUGCGUCGCGCCGGCUGAGCGAGCCUGCUCCUGCCGACGGCUGGCGCCCGGGUCCCGGCACGGCAGCCUGGCUCACGUGUUCGGCUCCCUUCUUCUCUCUGUUUGUUCGUCCCUCUAGGGAAAGUCCCUGGCGAGCAAGCGCCUCACAGGCCUGAUGCAGUCCUCCUGACAGCUUCAGCCGAGCGAGCCGCCGCUGACAGCGCCGAGGGAGAGCCGCGCGGGGCCUCCGCAGAGGACGUUUCGUUGUGGGGAGAAUGGGUCGCUGUGAGAGAGAGGGAGUGAGAGCAAGGGGAGAGCGACGCGCCAGAGACUCCUCUCUUCAUAGUUUACAUCAACACUUUCUUACUUGUACAGCUUUGUAAGGACACUGAGUUCUGUAAAGGUACUUUGUUUCCUACUUGGUUUUGGAGGAGCACACUUCACUGUAUACAGAAGGUCACCAAGGCAAGGGCUUGGUAUCGUAUUAUUUAAGGAAACAGACCCAACCGCAACUUAGAGAAAGAAGAGCUGAGAGAGAUCAGUAUUAUUCCUUCAUCUCUUCUCUCCCUGGUGCAAACAUGGCUGUAAUAGAUGCCACCACAAUCCCAUUUGCUCCCUUUCUUGUGGCCAUCUGAAUCUGACAAAAUAUCUACUGGAAGCUGCUUCUCCUUUUCACACAAUAGCAAAUUCAUUUCUCCUGCAGAUUCAUUGACUUCUGCUUCAUUUUUCUUUCCUCUGUCUCUUCUCCUUCAAAAUAAUGGUUAGAAAAAGAAAAAAAAUGCACUAAGUUCUUCAUUUGCUGUCCUUCCAACAGCAUGAAGCAUGUCCAAAGACAGCCAGAUCCUCAGCUGAAGUCAGCAGAGCAUGAGUGGUUUACCUCACCUGAGGAUCUGUCUCGUUGAGUCAGACUCUGAUCUUGGUAUAAAUCCUCUGGCGCUGGUGGAAUUACUCUGCAUGUACAUUUAGUGCAAAUGUGAUCAGAUUCUGCCUGAUGCUUAAUAAGUAAUGUUUUAGAUGUAUAAUGCAAAUACGCGCGCACGUGCGCGUGCGCGCACACACACACACACACACACACAGUAUUUAAAAGUGAGAUGUUUUAUAUUGUACUUGUUUUUCUAUUUAUUUAAAAUUUUACAUAUUUAUUCAAUGAUGGCUGUUCAAGUUUUACUCCAAGUAGAUAGACGUGAACGACUUAGAGGUCCCUGCAAUCACAGAGGGCCAAAAUCUGCUUGUAUUUUAUGGAGGAAAAACUAACCCUGAUGAUCCUGUUUGAUUACUCAGGAUGUGGGCAGGCAUAGCUGAGAGCAAAAUUCAGUCUACAGUGAGGAGUGAAUUCAUGGAGAUGAGAUUGGUGGAAGCAGUUUGUGAAUGGGCAGGGUUUUGAGUACCAAAUAACCCUUUCCGAGCAGUAGCAUGUCCUGCCAGGCCUUUGAUAUAAUUCUAAGAUACCUGGCUCAGUUGAGGAGCACCAUUUGUAAAAAUUAAAUUGUACCAUUUGAGGAUAAGAGCUUUCACUAAAACCUCAUCUGACAUUUACCUGUGAAUACAACUGCAGGAGUGACCCAAUAGAUUGUUUUAGAAUGUUGGGACUGUGGAGGUUCAGGAUGAGGAAAGAACUCAAGUAACUUGUUUAAUGAUAAAAACCUGCAUAUACUAGCUGCAGUAUGGCAAAUGGGCUGCAUUCACAUAUAGUAUAUUGUCUAUAUAAAAAAAUUCCAAGUUUCAGUUGAUUUAGUGCCACAAAACCUCCUAAUGGGUACCUAUGUAUUUUGCAAGCAGUGUAGAUCUGAAACAUCCAUGAAAAUAGACACUUGCUAUCUCCUUCACUCAUGCCAAGGCAAGUUGACUUUUUGUGCAGGUAGUAGAAAUUGCUAUAUGGCUGCAAGUCUGCAUUCCUACCUAGGCAAAACUAUCUCGCUAAGUAGAGAGCUGGCUGUGUACAAUAUUCACUGCUGAGGCAAAUAUUAUCCUAAUAUUUAAGACCUUUGUAUGCAUAAAAUCAGGCCAGCAUCAUUUCUGACAGAAGAAGGAUCUUCCCUCUUUAUCUGUGAAAUUUCUCACUUUGAUAUCUCAUUUUUUGCCCAGAAAACUCCUGUUACCCUGAUUUUGCCUAAGUGAGGAGUUCUGUAGGACUCACUACACCUGCAUGAAUACACAGUAAAAUUUUCAGACUGAUAUUUGUUCUUUGCACUUGCCUAGUUCCCAUAAAAUGCCUAUCUGAGGUCUUCAGACCAAAUUCUUCCUACACAUACAUGAAAAACAAGCGAGUUCCAAGACUGCAGAACCAUCACGGAUGUGCGUGUACACUUGGGUGGUGUGCUGCCUCUGAAAGGGACAUUUGGUCACCUCCAAAUUGUCACAUAGCUGUCUUUGCUGGGCUCGUCUCUCUUCCCUGUUGCCCACCCGGCCGAAGGGUCUGGUCUGGUAAUAGUGGGCCUUGCAGAAAGGCCCAGUUGUGCAUUCAUGCACCUUCACACAUGGCCCCUUCUGUCACCCCUAGGAAAAUGGAAAGGCUGCACUUCUCACAGCCUUAUUUAUGGUUUUCUUAGCUAUGCCAAAGC
Messenger RNA from Dromaius novaehollandiae (emu), 12550 nucleotides. RefSeq names its product regulator of G protein signaling 6 (gene RGS6). Gene Ontology annotation, biological process: intracellular signal transduction; G protein-coupled receptor signaling pathway; regulation of G protein-coupled receptor signaling pathway. Bases 265 to 1701 code for a protein of 478 amino acids. The record is from RefSeq and is a predicted model, not a curated record. Lineage: Eukaryota; Metazoa; Chordata; Aves; Casuariiformes; Dromaiidae. The transcript is spliced from 17 exons. Gene Ontology annotation, molecular function: GTPase activator activity. Gene Ontology annotation, cellular component: cytoplasm; neuron projection.